Messenger RNA from Eriocheir sinensis (Chinese mitten crab), 1589 nucleotides. RefSeq names its product galactose-1-phosphate uridylyltransferase-like (gene Galt). The transcript is spliced from 8 exons. The record is from RefSeq and is a predicted model, not a curated record. Gene Ontology annotation, cellular component: cytoplasm. Gene Ontology annotation, biological process: beta-D-galactose catabolic process via UDP-galactose, Leloir pathway. The coding region runs from base 226 to 1323 and encodes 365 amino acids. Gene Ontology annotation, molecular function: UDP-glucose:hexose-1-phosphate uridylyltransferase activity; zinc ion binding. NCBI's taxonomy places the organism in Eukaryota, Metazoa, Arthropoda, Malacostraca, Decapoda, Varunidae.
GGGGCGCCCAGCAUCCGGCGUGUCUAGUAGUACGUCUGUGUGUGUGGCUGUGGGUUACCCCGUGGCGUGGAGCCCCUGCCUCGUCCCCCAUGAGUGCAACAUGUGGUGCCAGGGCCAGCAGGGCCGCGGCCACGUCAUCAAUUAAGGGGCUUUGUUUGGUGAGAUAGCAGGAGGGCAGGUGAGGCUGAGGUGGAGAGCAGUGCACAGCUGCUGCCGAAAGGUGAUAUGGAGGCUCAGGGGAAAGAGGCAGCUUUUGAUCCAACAGAACACCAGCAUGUGAGGUUCAACCCACUGCGAGGGGACUGGGUGUUAGUGUCCCCUCACCGCAUGAAGCGGCCGUGGGCAGGUCAGGUGGAGCCCCCAGCCCAGGAUGACAUCCCAGACCAUGACCCCACAAACCCCUUGUGUCCUGGGGCCCCCAGACCCAAUGGUGUGGUCAACCCAAACUACACAUCAACCUUUGUCUUCAACAACGACUUCCCAGCGCUCUUGGAGGAGGUGCCAGCGCCCCCGGAGGCCCCUGGGGAGGAGUUGUUGCGGUGGGGGCCAGCUCGGGGCUGCUGCCGGGUGAUGUGCUUCCACCCCAAGACCUCGGCUACACUGCCCACCAUGACCCAGGAGGAGGUCAAGGAUGUUGUGGACAGGUGGGUGGCAGAGGUCAAGGAGCUUGGCCAAAAGUAUGAGUGGGUGCAGAUCUUUGAGAACAAGGGGGCCACCAUGGGCUGCUCUAACCCACACCCACACUGCCAGAUCUGGGCUUCCUCCUUCCUCCCCACUGAUCCCAUGCUGGAGGAUGUACACCAGAAGCAGUACUUCUUGAAGCAUGGCUCACGCCUUCUGCAGGACUACACCACCAAGGAGGUUCAGAAGCAGGAGCGUGUGGUGCUGGAGGAAGAGGGCUGGGUGGUUGUUGUGCCUCACUGGGCAGUGUGGCCCUACGAGACACUGGUGUUGCCACGCAGGCCAGUGUCACGCCUCACUGACCUUACAUUGGGUGAGAGGGACGGGCUGGCCCGCCUCCUGCGCCGCCUCACCGCCAAGUAUGACAACCUCUUCAAGUGUUCCUUCCCGUACUCCAUGGGAUGGCAUGGUGCCCCCACUGGCUGCCACCUGCAGGAGAAGGCAGGUGAGGGCACAGGUGUGUGUGACUACUGGGUGCUACAUGCCCACUACUACCCCCCACUCCUGCGGUCAGCCACCGUCAAGAAGUUCAUGGUUGGCUAUGAGAUGCUGGCUCAAGCUCAGAGGGACCUGACCUCUGAACAGGCUGCCCGCACCCUCAGGGACCUGCCUGAUGUCCACUACAAGCUCAGAAAGGACUAACAGCAGUAUAGUUAAAAGUCUUUCACCUAAUGUACAGUUAGUUGGUAUUUCUUUAACUCUUUGCUAUCUGUAGUCAUUGUUGAAGUGCCACAAAUUGUUGGUUUAUAUAUAUAAUUUAUUGAGAAAUAAUAUUAACUUUUAAUUGCUUUAACAGCUUUAAUGGAACUAUGUAUCAAGAAGUGACUGCAGUGUGAGUACCCAAUAAUGGUUACAAUUCAAUCUUGUUACCUUGCAGUGCUGUGUUAUAAAAUCUUACUGUAAUUACA